Nicotiana attenuata is the source of this 648-nucleotide messenger RNA. RefSeq lists its product as uncharacterized. NCBI's taxonomy places the organism in Eukaryota, Viridiplantae, Streptophyta, Magnoliopsida, Solanales, Solanaceae. Bases 1 to 648 code for a protein of 215 amino acids. The record is from RefSeq and is a predicted model, not a curated record. The transcript is spliced from 2 exons.
AUGACCGAAACAACAGGUCGUUGCAGGACAAAGAGGUAUCGAGUUCCCGGGAUUCCACUAUCCCAGGCUGUUCGAGUAGCAACACUGUUGAAAAAUGGCCAGCUCAGGGAAUUCUUAAGCAACCGGGCUAAGAACAGUUAUGGCCGCAGCCGAAAUAAUACAGAGCCCUCGAAGAUAGGGGAAGACCCUCCUCGGCUAACUAUCAACAUGAUUUUCGGGGGGAAUGAGAUUUACGGUGUAACCUUCUCGGCACCGAAAAUGACAAAGGUGUCGGUGACUCAUAGCAAGAGACUCCGGGAAGACGCCGAAGACGACAUCACCUUCAUAGAAGAAGACGCCGAUGGACUCCUUUUGCCAUGCAACGAUGCCCUGGUAAUUUCUCUUAACGUUCUAGAUUUCAAUAUUAAGUGUGUUUUGGUAGACUCAGGAAGUUUAGUCAACGUCAUUCAAUGGAGAGUGCUGGAACAAGCCAAGCUAACCGGAAGCAUCAUUCCGACAACAAAACUCCUCGCCGGAUUCAACUUAGCAAGUGUGACGAUCCGGGGGGAGAUCUUGUUGCCCACGAACAUCGAAGGGGUCAUGAAGACUACCUUAGUUGCAGUGGUGGACAACGAAAUGGGCUAUAACAUAAUUCUCGGUAGACCAUGA